Brassica napus (rape) is the source of this 977-nucleotide messenger RNA. Its product is annotated as defensin-like protein 229. Bases 4 to 297 code for a protein of 97 amino acids. The record is from RefSeq and is a predicted model, not a curated record. Lineage: Eukaryota; Viridiplantae; Streptophyta; Magnoliopsida; Brassicales; Brassicaceae. Gene Ontology annotation, biological process: signal transduction. The transcript has 2 exons.
AUCAUGAAGAAGUUUUCUACUUUGUUCAUGGUUUAUUGUGUUCUCUCUUUCUUCCUUCUCGUCUACGUGAAAGAGGUGAAAACUCUGGAGAUAAAGGCGAAAGUGUGCACAAAGGCACACGUUUUCGAACAGAAUUGUGGGUGGGAUGGAAACAAGACUUGCAUAAAAGGAUUCAAUAAAAUUCUUGAGUACCCUUUUCAUUGCGAGUGUGACAUUUAUGAUGCAGCCGAAAGCAGACGUAUUUGCACAUGUAAAUUUCCAAGUACCUUGCUAAUAUUCAUCGAUUUUAUAACCUAAAUCUCUUUACUAGUAUUAAAGAAAAUACCUAUGUAAGAACUAAGAACGUUGUGUUAGCAUCGUGUAUAAUACAAACGAAAAUCAUAUGUAAGCAUUACUUGUGUUAGCAUGGCAGAUAAAUUAUAUCGUGCCUGUUUAAAUGUAUUUUCAAAUAUACUCACGCUUCAUAUACCUGUAAAGAUCAUUAAACUAAUAAGUCUGCAUAGAACUAUAGACCCAUACAUUGUAUAUUGUAAACUAUUCUUCUGCAUUUGCAAAUUUUCAAAACACUAUAUUGUAUUAUUAUUAAUUUCUAUUACCGAUAGCACAACCAAUACUUUAAAUAUAUACAUUUAUAUACAUAUCAUAUAUGUAUUUACAUAGUUUUCAAUUUAAUUUUACAAUAAUAAAAAACGUAUACUGGAAGGUGCACACGUACAUCGUCAUGCGACCCACCAAAUAGACUAUAAGACACAUAACUUGUUAGAAUGUCUUUUUCCUACUUAACAACUCCCUUAUAAUUGCUAUUAUUAUGAUGCUUCUUAUCAAAUGAUUAUCACCUAACUAAUGCAAAGAAGAAAAAAAUCCAUAUUUGCUUAAACAUAUUACGAUUGGGCGUUGAGUUAAUCAUCCCACGUUUGGAUUAUUAAAUAUAUAUUCUGAAAAUAAAAAUAAAAGGAGAUUUAGUCCUCCAAAUUCCA